Molecule: messenger RNA, 765 nt
Organism: Paramecium tetraurelia
Lineage: Eukaryota; Ciliophora; Oligohymenophorea; Peniculida; Parameciidae
Exons: 3
Source: RefSeq, a predicted model, not a curated record
AUGAGCAAAUCUCCAUUACGGACUCAAUCUCAUUCGACAGCCACUUUCCUACAGGAUGAAUAGAAAUAUUCCACUUCCAAACACAAUAGCAUUCAUCCAACUCUUCAACCACAAAUCUAUAACCAAUUUGAAGAAUUGAGAAUAUUCAAAUCCAAAUGUCAAGAAUAAGACAAAAUCAUUGAAAAUCAAUAUUUACAAAUCAAUGAAAUGAAACAAUUCAUUUCCGAUUGUCAAAUCAGUUUGAUUCAUUUUAAAUAAUAAUUGGAAGAUUAAUUGUCUAUCAAAGAAAACUACGAUAAAGAACUUAGACAACUCAAUCAAUUGGUAUCCUCCUUAAAAGCAGAGAACCAACAAUUAAUGUUGUUGUACAAUGACAAGAAAAAAGAAUUAGAUGAACUUACUUCCAAUAAUUAACUUAUUAUUAAUGACUUUAACAAGCAAUUCGAAAACACUCUCAAAGCUCGCAUUGAAAAUGAUAUCAAAGAGAUCCACAACAAAUACCUAAGGGAAAUCCAACUGCUCAAGGCAAAACUCUACGAAUAAGAAAAACUAGUUCAAAACUAAGAAGUCAUUCGAUUAUUGCAAAAGAAAUGCGAAGAACUAUUGCAAGGAAUCGACUAAAAAAAUAAUUAUAUCGAUGAUCUUCUUCUUAAAUAUGGAGAAUUGGAUGAAAGAUAUGAAACACUCAAAAAGCAAAUGUCCCUCAAACUUUAUGAGGAAGACUUCUUAGAUGAUCUAUCGAAAUCUAAAUUAAAAAAAAGUUGA